CUCUCUCACACAUGUCACACACACGCACAUACAAAAAGAGAGAUCCUCAAGAUGUCUGUUGUAUUAUUUUUUGAUAAAGGUAACAGUAUAUUCAUCAACACAAAGCUUGUAUUGGAAAUCACAAUUACAGAAAAAAGGAAGAGACCUAUUUACAUCUGUCCAAGAUUCUUCUUACAAGGACUCUAACAACUCUAAUAAAGUUUCAGUUUCAUCUACACAAAAUUCUUUUCACCAAAAAUAAAAGGACAAAAUACAGUUGAGCUUAAUUUUCUGUAAAGAACUCCUGUCUUCAAAACACCUAUCAUUUCUUUCCUUCCGGACAUUCCACCAAAUGCAUGCUGGUAUAGCCCUCCACCAUCUCUUCUUCCUUCCCCGGCCACCUACAUUGUUCCAGCACCUCAAAAGAUCACAAGUAGUCCUGGGCAAGUGGGCACAGCCCAAGUUGUAUUCACCAGUGCAAGGAAUAACUGCCACAACUGAGAUGUAAUAACACAACGUAAAAAAAGGUGGCUGUUGUCUUCUUGCUCCGCUUAGCAUAGGAAACAUCUAGAGCUCAAUAGUAGUCGUCUUCUUUGCAGAUUCUCAUGGGUAAGACGGGCCUUCUUGGCUACUAGCCAUGUAAAACAGGAUACAUUAAAAGGAACUUUUACUUUCCAGAUAAGUUUCCAAGGCCAGAAGCAUUGUUGUCCAGGAUUGCAUAGAAGCUUGUAAGCCCCCUUGACUGAGAAACACUUGGUAUUGUUCCCUUUCCAGAUGAUAGAGUCCUCUGCUUCAGAUGUUGCUUUGAAAACCUCCAGAGCAUUGAAAAAUUCAGUCACUCUUACAAUCUCCUAAUCAUUUAGUGCUCUUCUGAAGUUAAGAUUCCAUCCCUGUUGACUCCAAACUUCCUGUAUUGUUGAUUCAAGUUCUACCACCAGACGUUCCAUCCCUCUCUGUUGUAUUAUUAAGCUACCGAGUUAACAUUCUCCAUAAUUUGACGCUUGCCUUAGGUUCAAAGUAACCAAUUGUGGGAAAAAGUGAAUGAAUCUAAAAUAAUGGAUGAGUAUGGCUUGAACAAGGCUGUUUAUGCUCAUGCCAUGCAACGAGCCAUGGAGGCUCUUGGCAAGGUUUUGGAGAGAAGACUGAAUGAUCAAGGAAUUGAAGAGUUGAAAUGUCCAGCUUUGCUGGUCCAACAUUAUACACCAAUUUUCUGUCGCAUCCAGCAGUGGCUUUUUGAGCAUGCUUUGCUAUUGGUUCCAGCUUGUGCAUUGCUGCUGGGAUGCAUUUUCAUGCUGUUAAAACUCCGUCGGAGGUACUACUUGUCAGUUAGAGCUGAACAGAUAUAUAAUGAGGCUUGUGAUGUACUUGAAGAGAAGGCAGUGAAUGCAAGAAGUAUGACGGGCAAGCAUGAACCUUGGGUGGUGGCAUCACUGUUACGGGAUCAUCUUCUUUCACCGAAGGAAAGGAAGGAUCCAAUGUUAUGGAAAAAGGUUGAGCAGUUGGUUCAAGAAGAUUCUCGUCUAGAGAGAUACCCUAAGAUGGUCAAAGGUGAAAGUAAAGUGGUAUGGGAAUGGCAAGUUGAGGGUUCUUUAAGCUCUUCGGGUAAGAGGAAGAAGGCACAGGAAAGCAGGCUAGAGAGAGGUGAACGCGCAAAUCUCUCCCCUCAGCAAAGGAGCUGGCUAUUAAAGUCUGAGGAGCCUGUGAAUUGCUGAGCUCUAUCCUACGCUCUUGUUCGCGUGUUUUAAGUUGUUGUAUAGUAGUACUUUUUAUUGGCAAAAUGCAGUUCCCAGUGUUGUACACUUAGGUCCAUGAUACACGUUUCAGAAUAGCCUUGUAAUCUGAUUAUUUAGUCUGGCCUUAACCAUGUUAGUGUGCAACAGAGACGCAACAAUUUUGGCUCUGAUGGAAUUCAUGUGGGAGCUUCAUAGCCCCUCUCUAAUUGUACUUUCUUUACGUCACAUUUCUGUCUAAUUGUCCCAAAAUGAACCUUGAAUUU
Messenger RNA from Nicotiana tabacum (common tobacco), 1975 nucleotides. Lineage: Eukaryota; Viridiplantae; Streptophyta; Magnoliopsida; Solanales; Solanaceae. The record is from RefSeq and is a predicted model, not a curated record.